ACUUUCAUAAUAACUCACCUGUACUGGAUUUAUUUUGUACUGUUGACCUAGACACUCUGUAGGACACUCUCCAAAUGCUUUUCAGGUUUUAUUUGCCCCAUGUAGAUAUUCACGAGCCAUUGAAAUAUAUAGUGUGACUAGAUAUGGAAAGGCAUAGGAUACAAUUAUUAUUUAUUGAGCUCCAGACAUAAAUGAAGACAUAAUGCACAAGAUGCUUUCAAUCUAAAUCUGAUGCAGGUAGAACAGUUUAGACAGACAAUAAACUGGCAGAAGAUAAAGGCAGUGCUGUAAGGCAAAACAGAACUCUAAACAGAGCCAGACCCUCUUAGACUUUUAAAAAAUUAGGUUUAUUAAAUUAGAACUUGGCAAACAAAGACACAGCUCCUAUCUGUAACAGACUUUCUCAUUUUCCUCAUCUUGCAACCCAGUCUCACCCCCACAAAGUACUCAUGUGGUUCACCCACAGAACUAUGUAUUUCCUUUAUUUUUUUUUUGGCCUGAAUUUUCUUUCUAACCUAGUUAGAGAAAACCCCCCCAAAGAGGUCUACUGCCUCUGAUUACAGCAUGGGUCAGGUUAACUUUUAAAAGUGGCUGCCACAAUAGAACUGCUGAGGGGAAAACCCCAUGAUGAAAAAUGGAACAUACCCAGUGGUGAAUUCCCUGAGGUCUCCAGACAACCUGCUUAUAAUGCCAGCUGAAGCCAAAGUCAGCAGAUCAGAGCAGCCAGUUUUCUGAUACUUUUGAAGUGUAAACUAUAGUAAAACCUUACUGAACUGAAAAUGACCAACUUUAUCAGCAGAAGCUUGGUGCUGGCUUCUUUGAUGGGGCUGCUGCUGUUGUACCUGUCUGGCACUUCUGAAGCACAAAACAACCAAGAUUGCUGCCUCUCUUACUCCACAAUACGGCUGCCUCGAGGGGUCAUAAAAGGCUACACAGAACAGCUAUCCAGUGAAGUCUGUGACAUCAAUGCUAUCAUUUUUCAUACAAAGAAUGGAAUGAAAGCUUGUGCAAAUCCAGAAGACCGCUGGGUGAAGAGGCAUCUUCUUUGGCUGAGUCAUAAACUCAAGAAGAUGUCAUUGUAAUGUGGCUUUUGAAAUGGAACUAGACAUAGAGGCGGCUGCAGAACCUAAAUUAGGUUGGAAUCAUCUCUUUGUACACGAUGUGUGCUUACUGACCAUUAUUCCUGACUUCUUUGGAACCACUGAACUACUGAAGUUGAUUCAUAUUGCAUCAUUUGUUUGCUUGACUUAAGCAUUUUGUUAAAGUUGCUUUUUUUCUUUGCUAAUAUACAAUAUUUGAUUACCAUGUAAAGAAGAAACUGUUUUAAACUAUUAUAGAAAAUAUGUGCCCUAUUGGAUUUAGAGCAUUUGGAUGUCAUUUGUGCUAUUUAGCAUAAGUAAAAUAGAUAAUUUAUUCUAUUUAUUGUUACAUCAUAGGCAUUUUUUGUGCCAAAAGCUGUUCUCUUUUAAUUCUAAAUAUUGUGAUCAAGAACAAAUGGAUUAUAUAUUUUGGACUAUUGUAAAAACAUGUGCUUGAGAGAAAGUGGAGUCUG
Messenger RNA from Dermochelys coriacea (leatherback sea turtle), 1552 nucleotides. RefSeq names its product C-C motif chemokine ligand 20 (gene CCL20). The record is from RefSeq and is a predicted model, not a curated record. Gene Ontology annotation, cellular component: extracellular region. The transcript has 4 exons. Gene Ontology annotation, biological process: G protein-coupled receptor signaling pathway; positive regulation of GTPase activity; cellular response to tumor necrosis factor. NCBI's taxonomy places the organism in Eukaryota, Metazoa, Chordata, Testudines, Dermochelyidae. Gene Ontology annotation, molecular function: CCR chemokine receptor binding; chemokine activity. The coding region runs from base 780 to 1082 and encodes 100 amino acids.